Entelurus aequoreus (snake pipefish) is the source of this 2446-nucleotide messenger RNA. Its product is annotated as STE20-like serine/threonine-protein kinase. The transcript is spliced from 6 exons. The record is from RefSeq and is a predicted model, not a curated record. NCBI's taxonomy places the organism in Eukaryota, Metazoa, Chordata, Actinopteri, Syngnathiformes, Syngnathidae. The coding region runs from base 1253 to 1960 and encodes 235 amino acids. Gene Ontology annotation, molecular function: protein serine/threonine kinase activity.
UUUUCUUGUGAAAUUCCAACUCUGCUUUUUUAUAUUUGCAUAGUUUGUAUAUAUUAUUAAUGUUGUAAAUACACAUCUUUAUAUAUCUAGAAAGGGUAGGCAUUAUUCGGAGGUCUCAUGAAGGUAGGAAAUACAAGAGCGUGUGUGUGUGCGUGUGUGUGUGUGUGUGUGUGUGUGUGUUUUCUUGUAUUUCCACCCUUCUUGAGACAUGAAGAAUGAAAAGUAUCUUCCAUAUGAGGAGGUGUGAACAAGUGAUGACAUAAAUCAUGGUCCCAAUAACAUUGCAUCUAAUAGACAAUGUCUCAUUUGCACCCCCUGCUGGUGACAUCUAUCAAAAUGAGGGUGGUCCCAAAAAGGAGGGAUUGUUUUCAAACUGACUUGUGUGUCGCUUUUAAAAGUGCUCCCCCUCUGGUCAACAUAACAAGUGUGUUUAAGAAAUUAAAAUGCGCCCCCUUUGAUCAAAAUUAAUCACAAAAAAAUACAUAUAUAUGUAUUUAGAGACAUACUUUAAUAACCAAAAAACAAUUACAAACAAAAAAUUACAAUAAAUUAACUGAAAGCUGUAUUUCUCUCUACUUUUUUCUUAUAAAAUUGGGAGCAAUUUCUUAUAUUAUUUCAGAUUUUGUAAUAUUUAAAUAUUUUCCUGUAAAAUUAUUAGUUUUUUAUGUGAAAUUAUUACUUUUUAAUGCAAAAUGGUGACAUUUGUCAUAUAAAAUUUAGACUUGUGUCACAAUAUUGCCAGUUUUUCUUUUUUGUUCUUCAAAAAUGUCACUAUUUUGCAAGUAAAAUGAUGACUUUUGUCAUCAAAAUUCCAAAUAUUAUUACAAUAUUGCCAAAAUGUUAAAAGUUUUCUUAUAAAAUUCUGACUUUUGCCGAGUAAAAUUACGACUCUUUCCUCUCUUAACCUCCAUCGUGGUCAUCCGUGAUGUUUGAGUGUCUCCUGCUGGUUCCACUCAUGACGAUGAUGUCACCUCCCACAGUGUGUGGAUGACACGAUGACAAAACCUUCACUUUUUUUUUUACCGUUCUGGUCUUUUCUCACCUGUUUCUCAUCGCGCUCCUUCCGGUCGACUCCUCCCUCACCGCUCCCUUCUUUCCCUUUUGUUGUUUUGUGGCCACGCCGCCUCAGGAGCAGGAGUUCCUCCAGAAGCAGCAGCAGGAGCUGGAUGGCGAGCUGAAGAAGAUCAUCCAGCAGCACAAGGUGGAGGUCGCCACCAUCGAGAGGGACUGUCUCAACCACAAGCAGCAGCUGAUGAGAGCCCGGGAGGCGGCCAUGUGGGAGCUGGAGGAGCGCCACCUGCAGGAGAAGCACCAGCAGCUGAAGCAGCAGCUGAAGGACCAGUACUUCCUGCAGAGGCACCAGCUGCUGAAGCGCCAUGAGAAAGAGAUGGAGCAGAUGCAGCGCUACAACCAGCGGCUGGUGGAGGAGAUGAAGAACAAGCAGACCCAGGAGCGAGUCCGCCUGCCCAAGAUCCAGCGCAGCGACGGCAAGACGCGCAUGGCCAUGUUCAAGAAGAGCCUGCGCAUCGCCGCCUCGGCCGUGGUCACGCCCGAGCAGGAGCGCGAGCGCGUCAAGCAGUUUGCUUGUCAGGAGGAGAAGAGGCAGAAGAACGAGCGCCUCCAUCAACACCAGAAACAUGAGAACCAGAUGAGAGAUCUUCAGCUGCAGUGUGACUCAAACAUCAGAGAACUGCAGCAGCUACAGAAUGAGAAGUGUCACCUCCUCAUCGAGCACGAGACCCAGAAGCUGAAGGAACUAGACGAGGAACACGGUCAGGAGAUCAGAGAGUGGCGAGAGAAGCUGAGACCCAGGAAGAAGGCCCUGGAGGAGGAGUUCACGCGCAAGCUGCAGGAGCAGGAGGUCUUCUUCCAGAUGAGCGGCGAGUCGGAGUGCCUUAACCCCACCGCCCAGAGCCGCGUGUCCAAGUUCUACCCCAUCCCGCAUCUGCACAGCUCAUAGGACUCCUAAGUUCUCGGAAAAUGUCUUUUUUUUUCAUUUCUUUCGGGGGGGGAGCAUGUUUUGAAUUGAAAAGCCUGCAGACGGCGGUUCUUGUUGGGUUCUGGAUCCUCUCCGGUCCUUCAGUUUCUGCACAUUCCUCCAUGUUGCACAGACGGGUGGGGUCUACUUCCUGGAUGUGUGCUGAGUCCCGUGCACAUGAAAAGGAAUGUACGUGUCGUUGCCACGUUGAAAGAGCUCCAAAUAUGCUUGAAAUCCUCCUUUUAGCUUCUUUUAAUGACCACUCUUCAUCGCUUUUUAAUACUUGACUAAUUUAUGCCAUCUUGCUCAGUAACUCUGCUGAAUUUUUAUUUGGGAUUCUUGUACACCCAAAGCGUCGUCAUAGAUAUCUAUUUUUAACACCUUUUGUUUUGUUUUGGACAAACAGUGCAGGUGGAAGUGUCAAUGGGAUGUACUUGUUGUAAAUACAGUAUAAUAAAUACAGUAAAA